AUGCGGAGGGUUGGAUCGCUCGGGCACAUCUUACAGGUGUGUCCGAGAACGCAUGCUUCCCGUGUGGCACGACACAAUAAAGUUGUUAAGGUUGUAGCGUCCAAUGCUCGCAAGAAGGGUUGGAGUGUCCUGAUCGAGCCAGCCAUUCAAACUCUGGCAGGUGUAUGUAGACCUGACCUAGUGAUCCAUGGGUUACGCAAAACCGCCUUUGUGAUCGACGCUACUAUUGUGGCGGAUAACGCUGAUCUGACAGAACGACUCGAGGGGAAGCGUCAGUACUAUGACUCUCCGGCAAUUCGCCAAUGGGUGAAAGGGGUAAUACCCGAUAUUGACAAUGUGUGA
Porites evermanni is the source of this 342-nucleotide messenger RNA. The record is from the annotation of a GenBank genome assembly. Lineage: Eukaryota; Metazoa; Cnidaria; Anthozoa; Scleractinia; Poritidae.